This is a messenger RNA of Scheffersomyces stipitis CBS 6054, 303 nucleotides long. It is a transcript of the gene ATP17, whose product is annotated as F1F0 ATP synthase subunit f. Gene Ontology annotation, biological process: proton motive force-driven ATP synthesis. Bases 1 to 303 code for a protein of 100 amino acids. NCBI's taxonomy places the organism in Eukaryota, Fungi, Ascomycota, Pichiomycetes, Serinales, Debaryomycetaceae. The transcript is spliced from 2 exons. The record is from RefSeq and is a predicted model, not a curated record.
AUGUCGUUCGUCAUCAGAAGACAAUUGUCCACCUUAAUCCCACCAAAGAUUGCUUCUGCCAAGAACCUUGGCUCGAACCCCAACGCCAAGAGAAUGGCUGAGGUUGUCUCCUUCUACAAGAAGUUGCCAACUGGACCAGCUCCAGCUGCAACCAAGCCAACCAACCCAAUUGCCAGAUACAGAGCUGCCUUCUUUGACGGAGACAAUGCUUCCGGUAAGCCAUUGAUACACUUGGUUCUUGCCGUAGUUAUUUUGGGUUACACCUGGGAAUACCAGUCCCACUUGAAGCACCACAAGCACUAG